AUGGAUACCAAUGUGUCAAACGAACUAGCGUCUCAAUCACGUUCAAUCAUCGAUCCAUCAUUAAUGGAAGCAAAUCGAGAAAGACCACGCAAAAAAAAUCAUGGAAAUAAGAAACUUCAACGUUUUCGUCGUAGACGACGUGCUCGUGGUAUGAGUGAAGCGACUAUAACUAACACGAUUGAAGCACGAAAACGUGAGAAAGAAAAACAAAAGUCAAAACAAUCGAAGAACAUUACUAAUCUAUCAAUAGUUCCUGAAACGAAUCCCAUGAUUACAACUGUAUCGGAAAUCAAACAACACAAAACAAACAAUAAUGAAAUGAAACGUAUUGCAUCAAAAAAUAAACGUAAAAGAGACAUAUCAUCUUUCCAACUUAAUGGACAUUUAGUGCCGUCGAUUAGUCAUGGCAAUCUUCGGCCACCAGUAACCAAAAAAAUUAAAAGAAACGUAUUCAAUCAAUGUAUUCCAUCGAAUAGUAUCAGUGUGAAUAAGCAAUAUCCAAUACCAAUCUAUUUAACUCAUUCACCACAUUUCAUCUUUCAAACAUUACGUCAACAAUUUAAUCGUUUAUUAAAUAAAAAAGAUGAACAAAUUUUUGUUCAUGUACGUCUACAAUUAUUAGAUCGCAAAUAUCGUCUUGAAGUCGAUCAACGUUUAUGGCAAUCAUAUUUAGAUCUUGGUCUAAAAGAAAAAUUAUGGCCUCGUUCAUUAUAUGAAAUAGCCAAAACAGAUCAAUCUAACCUAUGUGAAAAUUAUAUUAUGACACAAUUAGCAAUGAUUGAUGAUCAAUUAGAUCAAUGUAAUAUCGAAUUGGAUAAACAAGCACAAUCAUCAAUACCAAUUCUGUUACCAUCAUUGGAGAAUAUGGAUAAAGAUUUAACAUGUUAUGUUUUAUUACAUCAAAAUUAUUUAAUCAAACGCAUAGAUCAACAAGUAAUGAGAUAUAAGGAUGAAAUACGCGAUCGGCAACUCUAUCAAGAUUUAUUCACUUACAAUCUUACAGAUACUCAACGACAUGUAUUGGAAGACAUUAUUCAUCUACGACUAACACAAUUACAAAUCUACAAAGAAUUUACAAUGUUAGAACAACGUAUUCUUCGUCAGUUUUUACCAUUAAACUUUGAUCAAUUUGAAAAUAUUACUGCACCUGACUUUUAUUCGCCACCGAUUUAUGAUCGUACGUUAGUUGAUAUGCAAAACAAGCGGCGUACUAUUUUAAAACAAGGAAAACGUACUCUACUAAAUAUUUUUUACGCUGCCUAUGAAUAUAAAGUCGAUGAACAAGAAGAACAAUAUCAACAAAGUUUAAAUCAAUUCGAAUUGCAAUCCUGUACAAGAGAUCAAAUUAAUGGAAUGUCUCUCAUCGAUUAUUUCAAAGCUU
Molecule: messenger RNA, 1381 nt
Organism: Rotaria socialis
Lineage: Eukaryota; Metazoa; Rotifera; Eurotatoria; Philodinida; Philodinidae
Source: the annotation of a GenBank genome assembly